AUGGGUUGCGGAAUGAGCACCGAGGAUAAGGAGGGGAAGGCACGGAAUGAGGAGAUCGAGAACCAGCUCAAGCGCGACAAGAUGCUGCAGAGGAAUGAGAUUAAGAUGUUGCUUCUCGGAGCUGGAGAGUCCGGCAAGUCGACCAUUCUGAAGCAGAUGAAGCUCAUCCAUGAGGGCGGAUACUCCCGGGACGAGCGUGAAUCAUUCAAGGAAAUUAUCUACAGCAACACCGUGCAGUCUAUGCGGGUUAUUCUCGAGGCCAUGGAGUCGCUCGAGCUGCCCCUCGAGGAUGCGCGCCACGAGUACCAUGUGCAGACCAUUUUCAUGCAGCCCGCCCAGAUCGAGGGUGACAGCAUUCCUCCCGAAGUUGGAAAUGCCAUUGGUCAGCUUUGGCGCGAUACUGGUGUUCAGGAGUGCUUCAAGCGCUCGCGCGAAUACCAGCUGAACGACUCUGCCAAAUACUAUUUCGAUUCUAUUGAGCGCAUUGCCCAGCCCGAUUACCUCCCCACCGACCAGGAUGUACUCCGCUCCCGUGUCAAGACUACCGGUAUCACCGAGACCGCGUUCCUUAUUGGCGACCUAACAUACCGCAUGUUCGACGUCGGUGGUCAGCGAUCUGAGCGGAAGAAGUGGAUUCACUGCUUCGAGAACGUCACCACCAUUCUGUUCUUGGUCGCCAUCUCCGAGUACGACCAGCUGCUCUUCGAGGACGAGACCGUGAACCGUAUGCAAGAAGCCUUGACUCUGUUCGACUCGAUCUGCAACUCCCGUUGGUUCGUCAAGACCUCGAUCAUUCUCUUCCUCAACAAGAUCGAUCGUUUCAAGGAGAAGCUCCCCGUUAGCCCGAUGAAGAACUACUUCCCCGAUUACGAGGGUGGUGCCGACUACGCCGCGGCUUGCGACUACAUUCUCAACCGCUUCGUUUCCCUCAACCAGGCCGAGCAAAAGCAGAUUUACACUCACUUCACCUGUGCUACCGACACUACUCAGAUCCGAUUCGUCAUGGCAGCAGUAAACGAUAUCAUCAUCCAAGAGAACCUCCGUCUCUGCGGUUUGAUCUAA
Molecule: messenger RNA, 1062 nt
Organism: Penicillium bovifimosum
Lineage: Eukaryota; Fungi; Ascomycota; Eurotiomycetes; Eurotiales; Aspergillaceae
Gene: gpaA
Product: guanine nucleotide-binding protein subunit alpha gpaA
Exons: 4
Coding region: 1-1062 (353 amino acids)
Biological process (GO): G protein-coupled receptor signaling pathway
Cellular component (GO): heterotrimeric G-protein complex
Molecular function (GO): G protein-coupled receptor binding; GTP binding; GTPase activity
Source: RefSeq, a predicted model, not a curated record